GCAACUCGUUUUCUUCCAACAACCGCUGCGUGUAAUCUUUUUUCGCUUCUUCCUCUCCGUCCUCCUCUGCCCCGCCUCGCCUAUAAAUAUCGUUCUCCUCCCCUCCCUCAAACGUCUUCCAUUUGAUCUUCCGUAGUUUAAGUUCUUCGAUCUUGCACAGCUUUAAUUAGCUUUCCUUCUUCUGCACUCUCCCCUUUCGAUCUUCUCGUUCUUUUGCUUUCGUUGUCCAAUCGAUCUGCAGUACUCAUGGACUCUUUCUGCAAAUCUGUUCGUGAAACCGAGACACCUUACGAUUGCCUACUUUUCGAUUUGGAUGACACUUUGUACUCUGCAAAGCUUGGAAUCGCUGAAACUUGCAGGAAAAAUAUCGAUGAAUUUCUUAUUGAGAAAUGCGGAUUCUCUGAGAACAAAGCUUCAAGUCUCCGUGUUGAACUCUUCAAAAAGUACGGCAGCUCCCUCGCCGGUUUGCGAGCUUUAGGCUACGACAUUGACGCUGAUGACUAUCACAGUUUCGUGCACGGAAAAUUGCCGUAUCAGUUGAUCAAACCUGAUUCUCAACUACGGAACCUCCUGCGAAGCAUCACUCAAAGAAAAAUCAUUUUUACCAACUCAGACAGAAACCAUGCCAUUGAAGUUUUGAAGCGGCUGGGAGUAGAUGACUGCUUCGACCAAAUCAUCUGCUUUGAGACUAUGAAUCCAAACAUUUCGAAAUCUAGCCGUCCCGACGAAUAUCCGGUGGUUCUCAAACCCUCACCAACGGCCAUGAAAAUCGCUCUUGAUGUUGUAGGAUUUGAUCCCCGACGCACGCUAUUUUUGGAUGACAAUCCUCGAAAUGUUGCUGCUGGAAAGGCUGUGGGGUUUUGCACUGUUUUGGUUGGAAAAACAACCAAAAGCAAGGAAUCAGAUUACGUUUUGGAGACGGUCAACAAUUUGGCACAAAUUGUUCCAGAAAUAUGGGUCAGCAGGGUGGACGGUGGGGAUCAAAAGAGCCGCAGCGGGAGCGAGAUCAAAUCAGCACUAGCAGCACCACCCGUGGGCGCUUGAUCAGCUCCGUGAUUUGGAUCCGUAAAUAUGCAUCGGCUUAAAACUGAACCGGGUUUUGUAAAUAUCACCUACACAUCACGUGACCGCUACCUCGGAUGCGAUCCUGUGCAUAUGCGUUCAUGUGUGGGCCGCUGGGUUUCCGACCACGGGAAAGUGUGUCUUCUAAUUGUAUGGCUGUAUUAAAUUGAAACAAAAGUGGAUCAACCUGAUCCGCGCAAAUGUAAUGAAAUGGUUUGAUUCAAUAAACAAUGUGCUCUUCGAGAAGUUUCGAAAGGGCAGAUUGAGUA
This is a messenger RNA of Malania oleifera, 1331 nucleotides long. RefSeq lists its product as uncharacterized. Lineage: Eukaryota; Viridiplantae; Streptophyta; Magnoliopsida; Santalales; Ximeniaceae. The transcript is spliced from 8 exons. The record is from RefSeq and is a predicted model, not a curated record. The coding region runs from base 247 to 1044 and encodes 265 amino acids.